UUAGGACAUCCUGAAAUUCCCUCGCCAUAACUUUCUCUCUACGAUUCUUCUAUCUCCGUCUUGCUUUUCGCUUCCAAGGGAGAAAAAUGGGGAAGCAAAGCAGAUCGAAGAAACCAGAGAAUCUGGGCAAAGGGAAAGUCACUCCCGUUCAAGUCGCUUUCAUCGUCGAUCGCUACCUUGCCGAUAACAACUACUCCGAGACUCGUUCCACUUUCCGAAACGAAGCUUCUUCUCUCAUCUCCAAAUCCCCUGUUCGAGAGGCUCCGAAGAGUUUGUUAAGUUUGGGGGCGAUGUUAGAUGAGUAUAUUUGUUUGAAAGAGCAGAAGGUGUUUGUAGAGCAGGAAAGAGCUCGUUUGGAGCAAGAGAAAUGCAGGGUUCAGUCCCUUUUGCAGGGAAUGCAAAGCGUAAUGAACGCUUACAAUGCGAGUGCCACUGCAUCAGUGCCUAUGAUUCCUCAUGUAAAUGCAACUAAAACAAUACCGGUGGUUCCUCAAUCAGAUCCACGAGUUGGAUCUUCCCCAGGUCCUCACAGUACUCCGACUGUUAUUCCAAUAUCUGGUCCUUUUAAUUCCAGAAUGGAGAGAAAUAACUACUCUUCGCCGGUUAUAAGUCGGUCAUUAACAAGGAAUAAAAGGAGCUUGGAGGCCGUCACUGAAGCCCCAGCAGCUGCAAAGAAAUCUCGCAACAAAUUAGCUUCUAGGAAGUUACCUAUGCAGGGUAGACUUUAUUGCCUUGAUCAUAUUUCGUUUCAUGCCUUGAUACAGCCAUAA
Messenger RNA from Hibiscus syriacus, 770 nucleotides. RefSeq lists its product as uncharacterized. The record is from RefSeq and is a predicted model, not a curated record. The transcript has 3 exons. Lineage: Eukaryota; Viridiplantae; Streptophyta; Magnoliopsida; Malvales; Malvaceae. Bases 87 to 770 code for a protein of 227 amino acids.